Rhinopithecus roxellana (golden snub-nosed monkey) is the source of this 3630-nucleotide messenger RNA. It is a transcript of the gene BCL2, whose product is annotated as BCL2 apoptosis regulator. The record is from RefSeq and is a predicted model, not a curated record. Lineage: Eukaryota; Metazoa; Chordata; Mammalia; Primates; Cercopithecidae. Gene Ontology annotation, molecular function: protein heterodimerization activity; protein homodimerization activity. Gene Ontology annotation, biological process: intrinsic apoptotic signaling pathway in response to DNA damage; extrinsic apoptotic signaling pathway in absence of ligand; negative regulation of intrinsic apoptotic signaling pathway. The transcript has 3 exons. Gene Ontology annotation, cellular component: mitochondrial outer membrane. Bases 1160 to 1798 code for a protein of 212 amino acids.
CGCCGCCGCUGCCAGCGAAGGUGCAGGGGCGCCGGGCCCUCCCCGCCCGCGGCCGUCAGCGCUCGGAGCGGGCUGCGCGGCGGGAGCUCCAGGAGGCGGCAGCCGCCAGCGCCGCCGCGCAGGAGCAGGAGGAGGAGAAAGGGUGCGCAGCCCGGAGGCGGGGUGCGCCGGUGGGGUGCAGCGGAAGAGGGGGUCCAGGGGGGAGAACUUCGUAGCAGUCAUCCUUUUUAGGAAAAGAGGGAAAAAAUAAAACCCUCCCCCACCACCUCCUUCUCCCCACCCCUCGCAGCACCACACACAGCGCGGGCUUCUAGUGCUCGGCACCGGCGGGCCAGGCGAGUCCUGCCUUCAUUUAUCCAGCAGCUUUUCGGAAAACGCAUUUGCUGUUCGGAGUUUAAUCAGAAGAGGAUUCCUGCCCCCGUUCCCGGCUCCUUCGGCGUCCCCCCUCCCCUGUCUCUCUCCUGGGGAGGCGUGAAGCGGUCCCGUGGAUAGAGAUUCAUGCCUGUGCCCGCGCGUGUGUGCGCGCGUGUAAAUUGCCGAGAAGGGGAAAACAUCACAGGACUUCUGCGAAUACUGGACUGAAAAUUGUAAUUCAUCUGCCGCCGCCGCUGCCUUUUUUUCUCGAGCUCUUGAGAUCUCCGGUUGGGAUUCCUGCGGAUUGACAUUUCUGUGAAGCAGAAGUCUGGGAAUCGAUCUGGAAAUCCUCCUCAUUUUUACUCCCUCUCCCCCUCGACUCCUGAUUCAUUGGGAAGUUUCAAAGCAGCUAUAACAGAAGAGUGCUGAGGAUUGAUGGGAUCGUUGCCUUAUGCAUUUGUUUUGGUUUUACAAAAAAGGAAACUUGACAGAGGAUCAUGCUGUUCUUAAAAAAUACAACAUCACGGAGGAAGUAGACUGAUAUUAACAAUACUUACUAAUAAUAACGUGCCUCAUGAAAUAAAGACCCGAAAGGAAUUGAAAUAAAAAUUUCCUGCAUCUCAUGCCAAGGGGGAAACACCAGAAUCAAGUGUUCCGCGUGACUGAAGACACCCCCUCGUCCAAGAAUGCAAAGCACAUCCAAUAAAAUAGCUGGAUUAUAACUCCUCUUCUUUCUUUGGGGGCCGUGGGGUGGGAGCUGGGGCGAGAGGUGCCGUUGGCCCCCGCUGCAUUUCCUCUGGGAAGGAUGGCGCACGCUGGGAGAACAGGGUACGAUAACCGGGAGAUAGUGAUGAAGUACAUCCACUAUAAGCUGUCGCAGAGGGGCUACGAGUGGGAUGCGGGAGAUGUGGGCGCCGCGACCCCUGGGGCCGCCCCCGCACCGGGCAUCUUCUCCUCCCAGCCCGGGCACACGCCCCAUCCCGCCGCGUCCCGGGACCCGGUCGCCAGGACCUCGCCGCUGCCGACCCCGGCUGCCCCCGCCGCCGCCGCGGGGCCUGCGCUCAGCCCGGUGCCACCUGUGGUCCACCUGACCCUCCGCCAGGCCGGUGACGACUUCUCCCGCCGCUACCGCCGCGACUUCGCCGAGAUGUCCAGCCAGCUGCACCUGACGCCCUUCACCGCGCGGGGACGCUUUGCCACGGUGGUGGAGGAGCUCUUCAGGGACGGGGUGAACUGGGGGAGGAUUGUGGCCUUCUUUGAGUUCGGUGGGGUCAUGUGUGUGGAGAGCGUCAACCGGGAGAUGUCGCCCCUGGUGGACAACAUCGCCCUGUGGAUGACUGAGUACCUGAACCGGCACCUGCACACUUGGAUCCAGGAUAACGGAGGCUGGAAGAAAUCUGUAGAACUGUUUCAUCACAACCUGUGGAUGGCUGACGUAGUUUGAAGAUCCACACCUCGGAGUAACCCAUCUCAGAAAAUGUCAGCCGGGGUGCCCACUGGUACAUUGUUUGUUGUAUAUUUUCUCAUACCGCGAAAAGGACUAGUUGAAUUUGUUCCAAACCAAGCAAUUGACCUAGGACUUUGCAUCCUGUUUGUGUCGACCACAAUUCAAAUCCAACUCCUUUUUAAAAUUGUAUUUUAUAUGAAAGGUGACCUGAUAGCAAGGCAAGAGUAAUGACAGCCGAGGCACUCUCAAAUGAGGCCAGGGUGGCAGGCUGGGACAUCUUGUUUUCAUCAAAUUCUCGUAGUUACUCUUGACUUUUCUGUGUGUUUGCUGAGCUUUUGAGACUCUGUUGUGCUCUUUCUAGCUGGAUAUUUUCCAGAGGGUUAUCAAGAAAAAGGAGUAUCUUCUGCAUUAAUAACCUUGGGAAGGAUUUUAGCAGUAAAAUUAGAGACCAGAUGAUCUGCUGGACAGCAGGAUGGGGGAAUAUUUCUUCCCCUUUCCCAGGAGAGUGUCAAGUUCAGCAUGACCUAGCACCGGACCCUUCACUCAAUAACUCUGAGAUCUUACCAUAUCAAGUUAUCUCAGUCAUGAUGAUGUAAAUGGCAAAACUACUACCCUUAUUUCUUGGGAUGAGAAUUUUUCCUUUUAAAGGAAUACAAUAUACAAAAUAGGUGACCAUGAAAUAUACUUGAUGGGACAGCUAAUUUCCAUGCGUGCUUUGUGGUUUGUUUUUAAGUGAAUUUAUUGCUGUAGAGUUCCAAAACAACCCUUUAACAUUUAUGUUUUCUGUACUUUGUCUCAUUAUUGAAAAUAACAAGUGCUAUGUAAAAUCAUAAAGAAUAUACUGAGGUUUACAGCAAGGAUAAUCACCAAAGAUCAGGAGUUAGAAAGCUAUGGCCCGUGGGCCAAAUCUUGCUCACCUCGUGCUUUUGUAAAUAAAGUUUUAUUGGAACAUAGCCAUGCCCAUUUGCUAUGUAUUGUCUAUGUCUGCUUUCACACUGCAACAUCAGAGUUGAGUAAUUAUGAUAGAGACCAUAUGGCUUAAGAUAUUUACUAUCUGGUUUUUCACUGAAAACAUUUUCCAACCCGUGCUAUAGACAUUUUCAUGGUAUUUAUUUACUGACUCAUUUGUUCAUUCUUUUAAUGGACACCAACCCUGUUAAUGACACUGGGGAAUGUAAAGAUAAGUACAUCAGUCUCUAAUUUCCAAGAACUUAUAAUGUCUAACAGAGACAAGUUAUGUACUCAAAUAACAGAGACAAGUCAUGUAUUCAUCUUUACAUCUGACCAGGCAGAAUACAGCACAUACUACAGAUGUGAAAUAGCUAAAUUGUUGUGGUAGUUCAGAGAUGAUGAGAGCCUCCGACAAAGGCAGGGAAUUGGGAAAUGCACGAAGAUAUUGCUUCCGUAACUGUGGCACACAGUGAUUUCCCAAUAGGGAACUUCAUGAGAAAUCAGGCUAAUUUCCUUUAUGGAAUUUUAUAAAUUGUAGUAUCCAAAGAGUGGAAGUGAUUUAGGAUAUUACUUUGUGUCCAGAUUCCUUUAUCUAGAAGCAUACUUCCCCUGUAACUAUGGGGAUGAUCAUAUUUACAGAAAAUUUUUGAAGAUUUGAAGGAAAGCUUCCUUUUUCAGGGUGGGAAGACAGAAGGAAUUCCUUUUCUUUUUUACUGAUUUUUCACUUCACAGUGUAACAUUAAAUGCUAUGGGUCUUAAAGAAAGGCUCUUGUGGGAAACCCUCAAAUAUCAAGUGGACUAUAAAAACAAGAUAGGCUGGGUGCAGUGGCUCACAGCAGUAAUCCCAGCACUUUGGGAGGCCAAGUUGGAUGCAUCAC